Lentinula edodes (shiitake mushroom) is the source of this 780-nucleotide messenger RNA. RefSeq lists its product as uncharacterized. Bases 1 to 780 code for a protein of 259 amino acids. The record is from RefSeq and is a predicted model, not a curated record. The transcript has 3 exons. NCBI's taxonomy places the organism in Eukaryota, Fungi, Basidiomycota, Agaricomycetes, Agaricales, Omphalotaceae.
AUGGGCUCGACUCUUUCUACACUGUCUACCGCUCUCACGAAAGGCGCAGAGUCUGCAUCAUAUAAUGGACACCCCACCGAACAAGACGUGGUCGACGUCCGCGAAUUCAUGCUCAGUUUCCUCCCUAUCGAAAUUAUAGACCUCAUACUAGAUUUUGGCGAAUACUGGCCCUGCCUUCGAGUAGACUCUAACAAUGAAAUUGAGGCGGUAGCUUCGGGCACUAUUACCGGAGAGGCAACCUGGUUGUAUCUCAUCUCUCCACCCAUACCACCGAGGGAAAUAUCCGGCACCGAUAGCAGACAUCGAAGGAUACGCAAGGUGACAUUCGAGAUGGAAAGCCACGACCAGGGAUGGACAAGUUUUCCGGAAAACAUAGGCACAUAUAACGGUUCAUGGAGCUGGUUCGAAGCUAUCAUCUUCAGACCCUCAGUUUCACCAUGUUGGGUCGACCUUAAUUCCGGUCCAUUCAAUUUCGGUGCCACCUUCAAUGCUCAAGAUAUCAAAGAGCUUUUCCCAGAACCAAAUCCGAACGGCUGGCUCAUCCAGACCAAUAUUGUUGCUAACAAUGAAUCCCUAUCCCAUUCAGUGACCUGGACAGAGUUUGAAGACGAAGAAGCCUUUGUCGAUCCAACAUCUCUGAAAGGCCGAGAAGGACUCGGACAUGAACUUGUUAGAUCUUUGGAGCCUGGCGACAGGAUUAUGCUGAUGGCCAAAUCCAAAUUCCCUGGAUGGACGAAUCAUAUUUAUGAAGGCUCGAUCGAAAUUUAUUAUUCCAUAUAG